Messenger RNA from Wyeomyia smithii (pitcher-plant mosquito), 849 nucleotides. RefSeq lists its product as uncharacterized. The record is from RefSeq and is a predicted model, not a curated record. Lineage: Eukaryota; Metazoa; Arthropoda; Insecta; Diptera; Culicidae. Gene Ontology annotation, biological process: sensory perception of smell. The transcript has a single exon. Gene Ontology annotation, molecular function: odorant binding. Bases 1 to 849 code for a protein of 282 amino acids.
AUGAAAAGUAUCGCUACAAUUCUGGUUCUCGCCGCGUACUCAUCGCUGGUACUAGCGGAUCUUCCCCACUACACUACCUACAAAAGUUUUCAAACUGCAUUCUACGAAUGUGCAGAAUACUGUCGAGUUCCCAACUGCACCGUUCGACGGUACAUCGAGCAAUCAUACCCACCAGAGGAGGAGGUGAAGAAACUUAUUCGCUGCACGUUGAUUAAUCUGGGUGCUUUGGAUGAUGAUAACGGUGUGCUUCAACAGGUUAUGCGCAACUACUUUGUCCCGCGACCGGAUGACACUUGCUACGAAAGACGAACUCGCGAGUGUCUCGAAAGCAUUGUCUAUGAUGAUGUUUAUACUCGAGCAUACGAAUCGUUCAAGUGCUACCUUCGUAACUAUGGAACUCUCAUCUCGGAUGACGAAUUCGUACCAAACGAACAUCUGGAAUUGGAUCAGUUGGCCCUCACUAGCCUGAUAAUCUCCAAUCUUCCAUUUGACGUCCUAAUCCAGUACUGCAGAGGAAAUAUUCAGGAUGAAAAGCAUUUCCCCGACUUAUUGUACGUGAUAAUGGUACGAGGUGGAUACUAUAGCCCUCAAAACGAUUGGAACUUGGGCAAUUUGUACACUCAGCUAGGCAACGACAUCCUACUGGACCCAUCCACGAAAAAGUGCAUCGCUGACGUCGCAAAGGAGAAAUGUAAUGCCGAUGAGAUUACGAAAUUCUUCGAAACGUGGAAACGGUGUCUUAGCGCGUACGUUCCACUGUUGGAUCAUAUUCAACAUGCGGCUAAGAAAUUGAUUGGAGUGUCUGCUAAAUGCCUCUGCUCUACAUUCUCGUACAAUGGAGGAAACUAG